AUGGAACAAUUAAUUCCUAUGGUCAAUCGACUCCAGGAUGUGUUUACCACAAUGGGUGCUCGAUUCGACUUAGAUUUACCCCAAAUAGCUGUUGUCGGUUCACAGUCAGCUGGUAAAAGUUCAGUGUUAGAAAAUUUUGUUGGAAGAGAUUUUUUACCACGUGGUGCCGGGAUUGUCACAAGGCGACCACUUAUUUUACAGCUUAUUCAUUAUCCUCAUGGAGAAUACGGUGAAUUUUUGCAUAGUAAAGGAAGAAAGUAUACGGAUUUUAGUGCCAUACGUACUGAAAUCGAGGAGGAAACAGAUCGAAUGACAGGUACAAACAAGGGCAUAUCACGCGUACCAAUUAAUUUGACUAUUUAUUCCCCUCAUGUGUUGAAUUUGACAUUAGUUGAUUUGCCAGGCAUUACAAAAGUCCCUGUUGGUGAUCAGCCACCAGAUAUUGAAGCACAAGUUCGUGCAAUGAUUCUUGAAUUUAUUAGUAAAGAUAAUUGUUUAGUAUUAGCUGUUACACCAGCUAACAGUGAUUUGGCUAAUUCGGACGCAUUAAAAUUGGCAAAAGAAGUUGAUCCAUCCGGCUUAAGAACAAUUGGUGUUAUUACAAAAUUAGAUUUAAUGGAUGAUGGUACUGACGCUCGUGAUAUUUUAGAAAACAGACUACUACCUCUUCGACGAGGAUACAUUGGAGUUGUUAAUCGUAGUCAAAAAGAUAUCGAUGGACGAAAAGAUAUUAAAUCAGCAAUGGCUGCUGAACGACGAUUUUUUAUGACUCAUCCAUCUUAUCAACACAUUGCCGAUCGUAUGGGUACAGUAUUUUUACAAAAAACACUCAAUUUACAAUUAACAAACCAUAUUAGACAAUGUUUACCGCAACUACGAAAUAAAUUACAAGGACAACUAUUAACAAUGGAAAAAGAAGUUAUGGAAUAUAAAAGUACACGUCCAGAUGAUCCACAAAGAAAAACAAAAGCUUUAAUGAAUCACGUUCAUGACGUUGGAAAAGAAUUUCAAUCAGCAUUAUUAGGUUCAAAUUUAAGUGAUGUUAAUUUACAAGUAUUAACCGGUGGUGCAAAAAUUGCAAAUAUAUUUCAUGAACGUUUUCCUUUUGAAUUAGUCAAGAUUGAAAUCGAAGAUAAAGAUAUGCGUAAACAAAUUGUUAUUGCCAUUAAAAACAUCCGUGGCAUCAGAGCUGGCUUGUUUACACCCGAUGAAGCCUUUGAAUAUGUUGUACAGAUUCAAAUAGCUAAAUAUCGUGAACCAGUUCUUAAAUGUGUUGAUCUAGUUAUUUCAGAAUUAUUGAGUAUUAUACAUCAAGUCACAGAAAAGAUGGUUCGGUUUCCAAAUUUGAGAGAAGAAAGUGAACGUCUAGUAACACAAUAUUUGCGAGAACGUGAACAAGCAACAAAAACGGCAUGUUUAGAGUAUGUACAAUUUCAAUUGGCUUACAUAAAUACAAAUCAUGAAGAUUUUAUUGGGUUUGCAAAUGCUCAACAACGCAGUGUAAACGAGAAUAAACGUCGUCUAGCAAAUCAGGAACAAGUCAUUCGAAAAGGAUGGCUUCGAAUUCAAACCGGUGCAAAUUUUUUGAAAGCCAAAGAUUUCUUUUUCGUUUUAUCAACAGAAAGUCUGUCUUGGUUUACAGAUCAAGAAGAGAAAGAUAAAAAAUAUAUGGUGCCGUUAGAUAAUUUAAAAAUCAAAUCUGUUGAUAGUGGAAUGAUGUCAAGACGUAUACAAUUUGCAUUGUUUAGUACAGAGCCAAAUCGCAACGUAUACAAAGAACAUAAGAUGCUUGAAUUAUCGUGUGAAACACAAGACGAAGUUGAUGGUUGGAAAGCAUCGUUUCUUCGUGCUGGCGUUUAUCCUGAAAGAGAAACACAUCCAGAAGAUCAAACUACGCCCGAUAUUGGUACAGUGGAUCCUCAACUUGAACGACAAGUGGAAACGAUUAAUAAUCUUGUUGUAUCAUAUAUGCAAAUAGUUACAAAAUCAACACGAGAUAUUAUACCAAAAAUGAUCAUGCACUUGAUUGUAAACAGUUUGAAAGAGUUUAUAACAAUCGAUUUAUUAUCACAACUUUAUAGUACUAAUCAGGAUCAAGGUUUUCUUAUGGAAGAGUCUGCUGAUGAAUCGAUGAAACGAGAUGAAAAAUUAAGGCAUUACGAUGCAAUUAAACAAGCAUUAGAGAUUAUUGGUGAUAUAAGUACAAGAACAGUUUCACUACCAGAUGCACAAUUGUAUGAUCAAAAAUUUUUUAAACCUCCAAGUCCAAUUCAGCAACGAAAAAUGCAAGCGCCUAAUCUAGUAAAUCCAGUGACAACACGUGAACCACCACCACCACCAAUGCGUCCAAUGGCAGCUAAUUUUAAUACACCGUCCAAUCCAUCACCACAGCGUCCACAAUCAAACAAUCUCUUUGGAUUCGAUCCUUUUGCUACUACCACUACAUCCUCUAAUACUUCAAAUGGUGCUUAUGCACCAUCUUUACCAUCACCACUAUUAAAUGUGCAAGGCAGAGCGAGUCCUCAGUCUGGUGGACUUCCUCCACCAUUAUCUUCAACGCCCACACGCUUUAAACGCCAUUGUAUCAAAGAACAAGGAAAUAAUAAUAACAAUAAUCAAACUGAAUCAUGUGUGAUAUUAGCCUUUACAUUACCCCUUGAAUAUAUUCCACUUCGUGAUUUGACUGAUGGUACAUUUUUUCAUGGUGGUAUCGAUACACCGUCAAUGAAUGCCAAUGAUCCACUCUUAAAACAACAAGUACAUAUAACAAAAUAUCUUUCGUUACAAUCAAAAACAAUUACAAAACAAUAUUUAUCAUAUUUAUAUGAUCGUUUAAUUCUAACAAGUCAGUUAUCACACAUUAAUGUUCGCAAAGUCUUAUAUUGGUAUCUCGCUGAUGGUUGUUUAUAUUCGAUAACUGGCUGUAUAGAGAGGUCAUUAAGAAUCGCCAUUGAAACAUCAACUUUUUCUCUUCAUCGUAUACAUCAUAUUUCAUUACAAAUUGUCAGUGGUACGAUAUAUUUACAAGAACAUGGCUUAUGUCCAUUAACGCCAUGGUAUACGACAAAUAUUGAACUGACAAAAGAUGACCAUGUACGCUUAUGUUCACCAACGAUCUCCACAACCAAAUUUAAUGGCGGUAGUUUGCAAUAUCAUCAUUUAUGGAGACAUGCUCCAGAAAACUUGAUUCAAAUGAUAUUAGAGAAGUGUUAUCAACCGUGUCGUUCAAAUAAUGAAUUUUAUUAUUUAAAAUGUGAUGUUUGGUCUAUCGCGUGUAUUAUCGUUGAAAUGUUGAUACAUAAUGGGAGUGUAUUAUUUCAACCAGCAAAUGAUGAUGUUUGUCAACAAUUAUUAUGUAUUGUACAAUAUGUUGGCGGUUUGACAUCAUCCAUUUUAGAAUUAUUUCCAUAUCACAUAAAACAGGCAUUUAAUAAUAUUGAUUUUGACAGUAAUCAACUACGUUUAGGUUAUAUGUUAAAAAGUAUAUUUUCCUAUUCAACAGCAACUCAAUAUAUAUCUCAACAAUCGACAUUAUAUACUAAAGAAAAUCUAUAUGAUUUAUUAGAAAAUAUGUUUCAAUUUUUACCCGAUAAACGUAUAUCAUUGACUAAUAUUUUGCAUCAUCCAUUUUUUUCAUCAUUACUAAAACCAAUAACAAAAUCAGUAAAUACUAAAUGUCUUUGGAAAUCUCAACAACAGUCAACUCGAACAAUCAAUGAUCUUAUACGUUUAUGUAUCGGUUUAGAAUUACAACAACCUCGGUGGAUGUUAACGUUAAAAGAAAAAUGUUUAUUUCGUAUAUUAAUCAAUUUGCCGAAUUUUAAUCAAUUUAAUGGAAAUUAUUUUUAUUCUCAGUCACAAUUUUAUCUAAAUGAAUCAUUAUAUUAUGAUUUAAAAAAAUUGAUUCACUUCGUAACUGGACAAUUUCAAACUUGA
Messenger RNA from Didymodactylos carnosus, 3936 nucleotides. The record is from the annotation of a GenBank genome assembly. Lineage: Eukaryota; Metazoa; Rotifera; Eurotatoria; Philodinida; Philodinidae.